Messenger RNA from Oppiella nova, 1083 nucleotides. Lineage: Eukaryota; Metazoa; Arthropoda; Arachnida; Sarcoptiformes; Oppiidae. The record is from the annotation of a GenBank genome assembly.
AUGAAGCUUGACUUCUGGAGGGGUCCCUCAUAUGUGGACAGACCCGUCGAUGUUAUGGUUCCGCCGCAACUCAAUCAUACAUUUGAUAAGAUUUUUGAAGACAAACUAUUGGAGAGAAAUGUUAUGAUAGAAGAUCUAGAAAAUGAUUUUAUUGAAGACAAGGCGGACGACCCUGCGUUGAGAGCAAAGCCAUUGCGAGCAGAUAUAGUCGAAAGACAUUUUGAUGACUUCCAGAGACUCCCAAAAAUUCAUUCAUAUUUAGACGCCGUUGUAUCUAAAUAUCCGGCCGUGUCUUCCGUUAUAUCUAUCGGUAACUCAUAUGAGGGCCGACCCCUCAAAGUGAUUCGUAUUGGCGAAGGCAAUGAAAACCAAAACAAACCAAUCAUUUUCAUUGAAUCGGGAAUCCAUGCGCGCGAAUGGAUAUCUCCGGCCACUACUCAAUGUUUUGGUCAAUACCUCGUUCAGGGAUAUAAAGCCCGAAAUGCGGACAUCACUGCUUUGCUCCAGAAAUUUGAUUUCUAUAUUCUUCCAGUUCUUAAUCCUGACGGGUAUUCCACGUAUGAAUACACGCACACCAGGGACAGGAUGUGGAGAAAGACUCGUAAGCCAUACGGCAGCUGUUAUGGUAUACAUUUAGCUAACUCUUUUUUGAUCCUGAUUCAAGUGUUUUGUUCGGAGACAUAUAGAGGUCCGUCCGCUUUCUCAGAACCCGAAACUAAAGCCGUUUCCGAUUAUGUGAUGAGAAUCAGAGACAAAAUAAAGGCAUAUUUAGCCGUUCAUUCAUAUGGACAGUAUUGGAUAUAUCCCUGGGCCCGAUUGGCAAAAGUAGCUUCAAAUGCAUUGGCCUCUGUUUACGGCACUAAAUACACGACCGGCACCUCCACUAAUGUUCUCUAUGCGGCCGCUGGAGGAGCAGAUGACUGGGCGUACGGGACGGGUGGCAUAAAGUAUGCCUAUACUGUGGAACUCAGAGACAAAGGGAGCUAUGGUUUCGCUCUCCCGAAGUCUCAGAUCAGACCGACCUGUGAAGAGACUACCGUUGCCUUCAUUGCAUUCGCUAAGGAAUUGGCGAAAGAAGUCUGA